AUGGCCAUGACUCGAUUUGUCCUCUUCAUGCUGCUUGGAUGGUACCUCGUGCCACAUAUACUGGCAGGGAAGCGAGGCACAUCUGGAACUCCCCACAGGAAUCCGAACCAGCAGAAUCUCCCGAUGCAGCGUGGCACAAGCUCCCAUGGCGAUGCGGGGCAGGAUGCUUCCUCCUCUUCCGGUGCUACCAACUCCAGGCGCGCACAGAGUUCGGGCGCCCAAGGGACUGGCAAUGCAACUACACAUCCUGACCUACCAUGGAUGGUGGAUAAGCACGCUUGGACAACAAGAUCUUUACCAAUGGGCCUAUGCUCGACUGAUGCAGCUCGGUGCCGCAACCCUGCCACCAUUCACUACUGA
This is a messenger RNA of Symbiodinium natans, 360 nucleotides long. The record is from the annotation of a GenBank genome assembly. NCBI's taxonomy places the organism in Eukaryota, Dinophyceae, Suessiales, Symbiodiniaceae.